This is a messenger RNA of Naegleria lovaniensis, 639 nucleotides long. RefSeq lists its product as uncharacterized. The transcript has a single exon. Gene Ontology annotation, molecular function: rRNA (guanine-N2-)-methyltransferase activity. Bases 1 to 639 code for a protein of 212 amino acids. Gene Ontology annotation, biological process: rRNA methylation. Lineage: Eukaryota; Heterolobosea; Eutetramitea; Acrasida; Naegleriidae. The record is from RefSeq and is a predicted model, not a curated record.
AUGUCAAGAUACAGACCUCUCACCAUAGAUUUUUCAGACAUGACUUCUGCCAAUCUUGCACAAAGAGGAAUAUCAAAGUCUAGUGCUCUAUUUCGUGCAUGCAGUAUGAAAACAAAGAAACCUGGCGAAACUCUGGUUUUGGACGCUACCACUGGGCUAGGGAAAGAUAGCUGUAUAUUAUCAUUACUUGGAUUUAACGUAAUUUGCUGCGAGCGCCAUCCUCUCAUUUCGAUAAUGUUGAAAGCUGCCCUUCACAGAGCUCAAGAAAAUGGCAAGUUUAUGAACAUGAAACACUUAUUUGAAGAGACUGAUUCCCGAACCCUUACUGUGCAAACUUUUGCUCAUUUAAACUUGGAAAUUCCAGAUGUCAUUUAUCUCGAUCCCAUGUUCACUCAUGUAGGAUCAGCACUCCCAAAAUAUGAGCUGCAAGUAUUAAGAAGCCUAAUGUCAUUUCUUGAUUUUGAUAGCUGUCAAACGAACGAAUCUUUCGAAACUUCUUUGGUCCAAUGGGCAUUAAAUCUUGGAGUUAAACGAGUUGUGAUGAAAAGACCCAAAAAAUCUCCAAUCGUGCUUCCAGAUAAUUUGGCUUUCAGCUACUCGGAUGGAGGAGACAUCUUCUAUGAUUUAUUUCAACGAUGA